AUGGGGAACGCUGAGAGCCAGAAUGGGGAGCAUUCCCUCUACGGUAACGGGCGUGGCUACUUGUCACGGAAGCACAUGUCCCGCUCUCUCCGCCUCACCAACAAACAGUCCCGGCGCGCUCGCCACGCCUCAUCGGGGAAAAUAGAGCACCGGAACUCGGAGACGAGCACGCGCUCCAGCAGCACCCCCAGCAUCCCGCAGUCCCUGGCCGACCAUGGCCUGGAGCCCUUCAACGAGACCAAUAUGCUCCCGGAUUUCGGAAGCCCCAUCUGGGUGGACCGCGUGGCCAUGAGCCUGCGGCCGGUGUCCUUCCACAGUGACCUGGCCAGUCCCUCCGAGCACAUGAAAACCAUGCACCUGACCCUCCCCGGGCCCACGGCGGAGGAGGCCCGGGACGAAGACGUGUACACCCCCGAGGUGAAAUACCUCCAGGAGACCCGGGAGUGCUCCAAAGACGCCGUCAGCUUCAAAAAGAGGUCCAAAUCUGCCGACAUGUGGCGAGAGGACAGCCUGGAGUUCUCCCUGUCCGAUGUCAGUCAAGACCACUUGACCAGCACCGAGGAGAUCGUCGACAUGUCCAACGAGAGGGACCUGACCGACUGCGAGGGCCAGCUGCAGUCCAGCCCCGCGGAGUCCGCCGACAGGGCCAACUCUUUGGACGAGCUGUACAGCGACACCUCCCCGGCCUGCAGGCAGCCCCACGCCCGCUACGCCAAGUGGCACGACACCGGCAGGGCCGUAAGGGAGGGCGAGGACGAUAAGAUACUCUCCCCGUCAGAGGAGGAUGGGAACACUUACGGCGCGUAUACCCUGCCCUGUAGGCGCUCCCACUGCCUGUCUGAAGGCCUGAGCAGCCAUCAAGCCCCCCUGUGUGCAACCAUGCAGGGCAGGAGAGCACAGACCAUACAGGACGUAACCGGCGGGGAGGGCAGCGAGUACGAGGACAGCGGGAUCGACGGGGUGAUGGUGGAGGCGGAGCACCAGUCCCGCCGCUACAAGACCAUGUCGGCCUCCUUCUCCGUGUGCUCCAUGCACGGCCGGAACAUGUUCGCCGGCAGCGACAGCGGCAGCAGCGGCGGGGGCGGGGCCAGCGAGUGCGUGCAGGGGGUCUACGAGAACUUCCGGCAGGAGCUGGAGAUGAGCUCCUGCCAGACGGAGAGCCUGGAGGAGGCCGGCUCCGCCCUGAGCGACGAGCAGAGCACCAUGAGCUCCGCCUACCAGUCCGACCUGCUGCUCAGCAUCGUCCAGGGGAUGGUGCGCAAGGCCGGGAAGCUGGCCGUCAAGAACUUCCUCGUGCAUAAGAAGAACAAGAAGGUGGAGUCAGCCACCAGGCGCAAGUGGAAGAGUUACUGGGUUUCCCUGAAAGGCUGCACUCUCUUCUUUUAUGAGACUGAUGGGCGUUCAGGAAUUGACAACAACAGUAUUCCCAAGCACGCCAUCUGGGUCGAGAACAGUAUUGUCCAGGCUGUGCCCGAGCAUCCAAAAAAAGACUUUGUGUUCUGCCUCAGCAACUCCUUAGGAGAUGCAUUUCUUUUCCAGACCUGCAGCCAGACGGAACUGGAAAACUGGAUCACGGCUAUCCACUCAGCAUGCGCCACCGCGGUGGCCCGGCAGCACCACAGAGAGGACACGGUUCGACUGCUCCGUGCCGAGAUCAAGAAGCUCGAGCAAAAGAUCGACAUGGAUGAGAAAAUGAAAAAGAUGGGAGACAUGCAGCUGUCUGCUGUCACUGAGAGCAAGAAGAGAAAAACCAUCCUGGAUCAAAUAUUCUUGUGGGAGCAGAAUCUGGAGCAGUUUCACAUGGAUCUGUUUCGCUUCAGGUGCUACCUGGCCAGCUUGCAAGGAGGGGAGCUCCCCAACCCCAAACGCCUCCUGGCCUUUGCCUCUCGCCCCACAAAGCUGGCCAUGGGUCGACUGGGGAUAUUCUCAGUCUCCUCCUUUCACGCGCUGGUGGCCGCUCGCACAGAGACAGGAGUGAGGCGGCGAACGCAGGCCAUGUCCCGCUCCUGCAGCAAGCGCAAGAGCAGGUUUUCUUCCCUUUGGGGUCUGGAAACUACCUCAAAAAAGAAGACAAAAGCCCACCCUACAGUCAGCCAGGUUUUUGCUGAUGGUGAAGAGCCUGAGAAGAAGCAUGUUGAUGGCAUAUAUGUUGAUCCCCUAAAAGAAAACACUAAAAGCGAGGAAGGAACCGUAAAAAGCUUUCCACGACCCAACACUGAGAGCGACAUCUGGGUGCCCGACCACCUCACUCCGUCCUGGGUCAGCCUGCCAAAUGACCAGCCUGUGUUAGCCAUCAUCCAGCCAGGGGAGUCCGCACUGUGUGUUCUUGAGUCCAUCUGCAAGGCUCAUGAGCUGGAUCCAACCAAACAUUACUUAAGACUCAAAUUCCUCAUUGAAAACCAAGUGCAAUUCUACAUUCCCAAACCAGAGGAGGAUGUGUGUGACUUGCUUUACAAAGAAAUCGAGCUUUGCUCCAAAAUAACAAAAGUAAUCCAGUUUGACAGAGAUGAAUCUUGUAUGAUUGGUUACGGCUUCUCCAUUUCGGUGGUGGAGGAAGACGGAGUACAGCAGCUCUACAUCACAGACGUGAAGGCAGGCGGAUUGGCCUUUGCUAAAGGAUUGAAUGCCGGGGAUGAAAUACUUCAGCUAAAUGGGAAAGACUCCCACAGUCUCAAUUUCUCUGACAUGAAGGCUGCGUUCUCUCAAGCCUCCCUGGCUUUGGCGGUCAACACCCUGCCAUCUGUGGACCGCCGUCAGCUCUGCUACCUACCGCCGCGCCGCUCCGAUGCUUCAGACGAUCUCUACACGGACAUCUUCUCCCAGAGCCAAGAGGAAAUCCUGGACGAUGGCGUGGGGCUGCUGCUGGAGAGUUCCGGAGACAGCCUGGAUGAGGAUUCUGAGCUCUUCAGCGAGUUUGAUGAGUGCAGGAAGAGUACGGAGCAGGUCGCUGCUUUCUGUCGCAGUCUCCAUGACAUGAAUGCGCUGGAGUGUGGGUCCUCCUCGCCCAGCCCAGACUCACCCAGUCUGCCGCCCACCGCCACCACCCGCCAGCUUUCCGACGCCGACAAGCUCCGUAAAGUCAUCUGUGAGCUGGUGGAGACCGAGCGCACCUAUGUCAAAGUCAGUAUCCCUCAUCUUAACCCGUACCAGGCAGAUGGUGUUCGC
This is a messenger RNA of Menidia menidia (Atlantic silverside), 3165 nucleotides long. The record is from the annotation of a GenBank genome assembly. NCBI's taxonomy places the organism in Eukaryota, Metazoa, Chordata, Actinopteri, Atheriniformes, Atherinopsidae.